AUGCCCACUGAAGAGCCCGAACCACCAGAUGGCGCGAGGAACGGACUCUCUGUGCUGGGCGUUCUACCACGCCUUAGCGAGAACUACGCCGUGCCCAUCGCUCAGCCGCCGCCUCGCGAGCCGUCACCAGAAGUUGUGGUAGGAACGGUUUAUCCGUUCGAGCCUCCUGACUCGCCCACGGCGUGGGAACCACAUCCAGACAUUGAAUUAGUUCCCGGCGGCGGCGAGGGCUCGUCAAAGCCGCCCACUGCUUCGCCGUCUACUGUCAGCACCGCGCCCGUGAAGCGACCGCGUGUGGGAACAACGUACAAGCAGCAGACGCUCUGGGGCGCCCCUCCUCCCCGAAACGCUACUCCCCACAAGCGCUCUGCUCCUUCUGCCGAUCCGAAGCCACCCUCCGCUCUGGCGGAUGCUGAGUAUGAGUCGGUCAAGAAGACCUUUGAGGGUCAGUGGGCAGGUAGCUUCAAGUGGUUGCGUUUACUGCGCAUGUCUAACGGCCGUCCGUCUCUGAAGUGUGCUAUUUGUGUGAAGCAUGGAGACCCACAAGCGCACACCGCUUACGGGCCGAGGGGUGAGGGAGCGCGGGAUCUCCAGAUUGGCAGCAUCCGCACUCACACCUCAUCCCGUGCACACAAGCAGGCGUUGGAGAACCAAGAGAAGGUGGAGGCGGAGAAGGCGAAGCAGGCUUCUAUCACUCGCUGGCAGGCAACAGACGCAUCCAGUCGUCACAUCAUUCGGCUCCUCCACAUCGCGCAUUUUGUAUGUAAGGCCGACGCCCCCAUAGCGAUGUUCGUCCCGCUGUGUUGGUUUCUGGCGAAGGAGGGGUUACCAGACCUUCCGCCCGCUGGUGGCUACGGCGCGUACUACACUGAGUCAGUGGUGGACAUCACCCUUGUUGCGCACAUCGUGCAGCAGACAAGGCUGCGUCUGAAGACGCGGUAUUCCCUCCGCGACCCUACACAACAUUUCGGCAGCGGGGAGAAGAUGCAGCUUCCCGAGUUCAUCAAGAGUCACGGAAAAACGGACAAGCGCGAGAUGAAGGCGGAGGGCGUAGACGGGGACGGGAAUCCCGUGACGUUUGAGUUCACGCUGCACGAGUGCCCGCUGCCUGGACACGAGACGGGAGGCGAUGUUACGGCGUGCGUCGAGUUGGCGAUCAAGUACGCGCGCGCCAUUGACAAGGAGCUGGAGUGGCGCAUGCGAGACCUGGAGCUUCUGGAAGGCUCGAAGCUUUUCCGCACAGCCUCGUACGUGUCCGACGACACGAAGCGGGUGGAAACCUUCAAGAAGUGGCUCGGGCAGCUGCACAAGCUGUACCACCACAGGCUGCCUGGUAAGCCUGCCGUUGCGCUUGCACAUGUUAUCAUGGAGAUGCUCCGCCGCAUGGAUGCACAUCGCAGGGACGUGCAGCAGCCUCCAGUGCUCGACGUCGCCCUUGCCGAAACAGCACGUCGCUCAGUCACUUCGCAGGUUGCCGACAAAUCGACAGGUGCCCCACCUGCCGUGCCUCUAGUCGCCGCCCCACCGCCCGCGGAACCCAAAUCCGCGUUUCUUCGCGCCCAUUUAGGCGCACGCAAAGCGGGAGCUCCACAAGUGACUCAGCCGGAACCCGGCAAAAGCGCGACGCCGACGUCGGUAAACGCGACUUCACCCACACCAGGUGCAGCUGUGGUCGAUGCUGCGGCGGAGAAGGGUGUGAGCGCGGCGCUAUCCACCGGCUUCGGAGCCGACAGGCAUGCCGACCUCGCUGCCGUUCUGGCUCAAUAUGAAGCAGCAAAACGCCCCGAGCAUGCCCCAGCACUGGCCAUCAUGGACACGGCACAUGCGGAGCCGUCGGGGACCCACGGAGGGGGUUCGGCGGAGCCGACGGCCGCAACGGCUGCUGUCGCCGAAGGAAAUGCGGGACGGAAAGGGAAGGACGACAACGGGAAAGGGAAGGCGGUCUCUCAGAGGAGCACGCGGGCGAUGUCGGCGGGGAAUGAGAUGUCGGAAGAGAAAGGGAAGAAGCCGGCACGGAAUCAGGACAAGAGGGGCGGCAAACAUAAGCCGGCGAAGAGGAAGGCGAAGGCGGAAGAGGAGGAGGAGGAGGAGGAGGAGGAGGAGGAGGAGGAGGAGGAGGAGGAGGAGGAGGAGGAGGAGGAGGGGGAGGAGGAGGAAGAGCAUGGACGCCAGGGUCAUGGCAUCCGUCGAGACAGGUAUGGCGACGGGCUUGGGUGGGUGGGCGAGAUCAAGAUCAAGGGCCAGAAUCGGUUCGACGAUAUACUCGGCAGGUACCGUGGGUACGCGAGCUCGGGUGAUGCGCUUCAUGACGUGCUCUGGCCGGCGAUGUGGUUCCCCAUCAUCGAGGACACGGAGGAAGGCAGGGCGGAGACAACCGCUCUCUUGUCGGCGAUGGUAAAUCACGUGUCGAUGUGCGCAGCGUAUGGGAAGGUUGCGGCGAGCGUGGCGUUUGGGAAAGUCGACGCGAGCGCGGAGGGGAAGGCGGGUGAGAACGCGGAGAUGGAAGGCGCGGAGGGGAAGGCGGACGAGAAGACGGAGAUGGGGGCCCAGGCGUUAGCGGCAUCUGCAUGCGCCCUCUGGUGCUACAUGUCGACGGGUGCGUCGGUGCUCGGUGCUGUGGGCGAAGGGAAGGUAGCCGCGAUGGUGGCAGGUGCAGGGGAGGAGAGGGCCGAGCGCUUCAAGAAGGUCAUGCACUUGGCUAUCGACUUUGCAAAAAGUCGUAAGGCUCCCGCGGGGGAGGUUGCACAUAACGUCGCGCCAGAGCUGCAGCGCUAUGGAGUGGCCAGGGCCUUCGAGGCGGGAAUUGAGGAAGUCGAGGCCGACAUGAUCGCAAGAGCGACGGUCGAGACCUUGGCGUUCUGGGGAAUGUGCCCCGUCGCCGGGCCCAAGCUCAAAGCGGAGGGCAUCGAUGUGCCGUGUGACGCGAAGAUGGAGUACGAUUUGGAGCACAGGGGGAGGAAGGGUGAGAAGGUCAAGCAGGGCAAGGGCAGCAAGAGGAAGAAGACGAAGGCGGAGAAGCAGGCGAAGGACAGUACGGAUGCGUAG
This is a messenger RNA of Closterium sp. Yama58-4, 3045 nucleotides long. The record is from the annotation of a GenBank genome assembly. NCBI's taxonomy places the organism in Eukaryota, Viridiplantae, Streptophyta, Zygnematophyceae, Desmidiales, Closteriaceae.